Molecule: messenger RNA, 2859 nt
Organism: Pomacea canaliculata
Lineage: Eukaryota; Metazoa; Mollusca; Gastropoda; Architaenioglossa; Ampullariidae
Exons: 5
Coding region: 128-688 (186 amino acids)
Source: RefSeq, a predicted model, not a curated record
AAAACUGCUGGUGAACUUCACGCUUGUAUUUGACGGACAGUCGGCAGCCAGCAGCACAAACAAUCAGAGGGUUGAAGAAGCUGUCAUCACCAGUCUCAACAAAACCAGCAUUCCAAACUUUUACAAAAUGACGAUUUUUGGACAGCCAAUAGACGCUGCAUCUUUUCUGACACAAGAAGAUUUCUUGCAUCGCCUGACCCUAAUCUUCUACGAUUACUGCAAGGCUGUCAAAGACCCCUGCGGGCCUGAGUACGAUGACUCUACGUGCACCGGAAGUGGCUUCAUGGCCGGCUACUGCAAACACAAGUGUGCGACCUAUGGACCAUGCAGCAACAACGCCGAGUGUGAGCUCGACAAGAAUUACAAACCCUUUUGCAACUGCGGCCAGCGGUAUGAAGGUCCGUUGUGUCAGUACAAGAAGGAGGCCAAGAAAUCCCUUUCGGAGCCAGAGACGGUGGGCGUAGCUUUAGGCGCCGCGCUGGUGGGACUGGGUCUCCUGUCCUGCUGCAUCUUCGUCUUCUUCUGUCGCAAGUCUAAGAAGAACGUCAAGUUCACCUACUACCAGGACGAGGAACAGUUGGACCGAACCAGCUCAGACCCCACCAUCCCAGACUACUACAUCGACAGGCCGCAAGUGAGCAGAGAGCCUAUACGUAUAUUCGAGCCGAACCUAGGAUUUGAAGCUUGAUAUGAUUGUUGAUAAUGUAUUUCCGGGAACUUGCAAUGGUUGGCUGAUUAUAGCCUUCACAAAGUCACUGCCUCCCGAGCCAAACCUGAUGGUUGUUCUUCAAUGCAAAGGAAGCACCUUUCGAUUCGUUGUUUGGCUCCUUUUAUAAGGGAUGAUACCUGGCAACUGCUUCAAGUGACUGCACCUGUCUGCAUCCAAGGCACCUUGGAUCAUCACGAUCUGACCUUUCUGUUGACAGUCGAAGCUGAUGUACAGACUAGCUGCAACGAUGAACACCUUUCGCCUCACCUGCCAGCAGAUUUUCGACAGCAGAUGACCCAUCGGUCACUGUACACAGGUGUAACGGGACAAGAACGACUGCUUAGGUCAGAAAGAGCAUCCCCCCGAUACACACACCAUUCCAUGGGGGGCGGCUUAACGUGUGUCUUGGAAAGCAGACGCCACCUACAGCCUAUGCUUGACCUCCCUUUCAUUGUCAAAGAGAGAAAGUUGCUUUUGGACUCCUAAGUCAUCUGCUCCGGACAGUACCCGCCGGGGCUAAGGUCACGAAAAAUACAGACUGAGAGCGUAAAUGACAGAGUUGUGCUUUACAGCGCUUUAGACCUAGUCUGAAAAACAACACUUUGUGUUCAAGAUUUUUUUGUAUCUCAACUAUUUUAACAAAAACCAACAAGUUGAUAGGUGGUUCACACUGCUUCCUGCUCUACAGAUGCACGUCUCAGGAACUCGCUAAGACGGUUUAUAAUUCACUGUUAGUUAGAAUGGGGCAAGCUUUCUGUCAGUGUCUAGCAGGUGGUUCAGUAUUACCAAAUGCAGAUUUGCUCACCAGCAUAUAAUUAGUGAGUUUGGCGCACGCUAGGAAACAUUCGGGUGUAUAACACAGGCCACAAAAGACCAGAAUGUUCGUGUGAAUAAUUCCUCAUUUCAUAACGCCCAGAAAUGCCUCGUAUAUUGUUGUCCUUGUCGAGCAAUGAAUGCUGAUAAUGUCUUUCAUCACUCGGACACUGGCGAGAUCGUGACAGUGCGGGUCGCUUGUUCACGCGCCAGUCGUCUAAUUGUUUCAUACUGUAUACUGGCGGUGAAGUCCAAAGUGGCAUGUUGCUAGCCUGUUCAUCCUGUUCAAGGGUCUCUGUUUUGUAUGCACUGUUGUUACUGCAUUACGAAUCUUGUCUCAAUGUCUUCUCCUGCUUACAGCCGUGCAUGGUCCUGUUUAUAAAUGACAUUUUCUUCCAGGAGACAUUAUAACGGGUUAAUUUUACUUUAACCGCUGUUAUUAUACAAUGUUCCCACGUAUGCAAUGGUUUAUGUAAUAUGGUUUAUUAUGGUGCUUAUGACAAAAGAAACGAAGCCAAAUGUUGAAACUUUCAGCCGUUAAUAUUAUAACUAUAGAUACCAUAUAUGUGAUGGAUAUAAUAUUUAAGACUUACAUAAGAUUAUUUUUAUAUUAUUUAAGAUAAGAUUUUACACUGUGAGACUACUGCAGAAAUCCUGAUGCAUCUUUUGUUAUCUCUAGUAAUCCACUUGACUUGAUAUUCGCUUUCAUCUGUCGUGAGAAUGCCGCUACAGAGGAACCUUGUUCACCAGACAUUGCUACGUCACUCCAACUGUUCUAAUCCGGGGCACUGCGAACGAUUUUACCUUAAGAUUAGAGAGCUGCAUGGAGUGCCGUACAUGUUCUUUCUUACAAGCCAAUUUUGUGCUUAGAAACUUACACUUGUUGUGUUGUUGUCGUAGCCUACUCUCUGUCGAGGGCCUGUGUCAGCAAUUUACCACUGUCUUUCAAUGCAAACUUACUUGUUCUCCUCGUGCAUGGCCGUCGGCUGAUGGAGAAAGCUUUGUAUAACUGAUGUCAGUUCCUUCGUGCGAGAAACAAGUUGUGUCCGUGCUGUCAGCCAAAGUGACAGUCUCACCUGUCUUUAGCACACUUCCACGAGGUUAUUAUUUGUACAAAAAGCACAUGUGUAUACAUAUAUAUAUAUAAUUUUAUAUAAGCAAAGAUGGCGCUGGUCGCCACAUAUUGACUGACGGGGUGUAACGGUAUUUUUUGGUGGCUAGCCCAACCUGUGAUAGUUUAAGCUAUUUAAUCCCUUACUGCGGAUUUCCAAAGCAAAAAUCCAAAGAAAACGAAACAGAGUAAUAAAUAUUGUAAUAAAAUAAAACUUCGUCUUGUG